Medioppia subpectinata is the source of this 1469-nucleotide messenger RNA. The record is from the annotation of a GenBank genome assembly. Lineage: Eukaryota; Metazoa; Arthropoda; Arachnida; Sarcoptiformes; Oppiidae.
CCAGAGUCACGCUCGGCAUCACCACAAUGUUAACACUGGUCACCAGCGCUAAGAGCGCUCGCGAUAAGUUGCCCAGAGUUUCCUACAUACAUGCCCUCGAUAUUUGGAUUAUUGUUUGCACAAUAUUUAUAUUCGCAUCACUCGUUGAAUACGCGACCGUAAACUUCAUCUAUCAUAAGGAAAAGAGGAGAACAAACAAAUCAAAGGCUAAUAAGAAAAAUAAUAUACAGAAUAGCAAUGGUUUGAAAAGGACUUUAAGUAAUAAUUCAGUCAAUAGUUACUGCGAUUCAAUGUAUAGCACUGUUAACAGUGAUAUAUUUCUUCAGCCGCCUCCGAGUCCUUUGACUCAAAAAAGAGGUUCAAUGAUAAGGACGGGAAGCGAUGGCGGCAUUGUGCCAAAUCUCACACCUGAUCAUACAUUGAAUCGGUCGAGACUAACGCCAAAAAUCAGCAAAACUAAUAUUUUUUCGCCCCCAAACCGCAAGAUAUUGCCAAUGAAAUUGACCGCAAGUGUCGCCUCAUAUUUCCCAUCAGCACCAAUCGUCGGCAAUCAAGCCAUCACUGUCAGGAUGUCGUCGACUAUUCAUACGAUUAACAUAGACUUUGAUGCUCUCACCGGCGAUGAAGUGGACACCGAUUGUGAUGACUCGUGCAACGCUUCCAAUGCAGAAGGUAUGAAGAUAUCGGAUAAAGUUAUGGUUACACUCGAAGCCAAAGAAGUUAUGAUAAACAGCUGUAAAGAUAAGGCGGGGACUGACGGCCAGAUUUGCGAUCCGAAGUCAAAGUGUGAGAGUAAGUCUACAAACGGCACGACAACUGAUACACAAACUAAGAGUAUAAGGAAAAGUCGUGUCUUUGACUAUAAUCUGAUUAACAAGAGAACAGGGGUUCGGAUGUUCGACAAGAAGUCGUUGGCUUUGAUCGAUAGACUGGCCGAUGAGGUCGAGAGUAUCGUACGGUUUGUCUGCUUUCACUGCGAGAAGAGAUACCAUUCAAUGCAUGACUAUAAGAGACAUCACUCGAAGCGUCACUUCAAAGAUGGCAAAGCAAUGAAUGGCAUUAAAUACAGAAAGAUUGUCAAAAAACAAGACAAUGAUACCAAUCAUAAGACCAAACAUAAGAAAACCAAACACUUAUCUUCGAGUAUUUCAUCGUCCGCUUCAUUGGAUUCAAACGUCACCACAAAAAUAGAGAAAAUCAAUGUAAUUCAAAACCAAGAGCUGACCGCCACUUACGCCUCGAAGUCGAUAACUCCAUCCACUUCUUCAUCAGUCGACAGUGAAAGUGGUAUUGAAAAGACUGGCAUAAGAUUUGUGCCUCAGUGUCAGAUCUGUUCAUUCGCGCCAUUAGUGGACUCAAUGAAUAUGAUUGAAAUGCAUAUCAAGACAGAGCACAAGAAGUCCGCUCAAGAAGUCCGCAAUUAUUAUGCUUUCGUUCACUUUAAAUACAAAUCUAAGCUUAAAUCCCAU